Messenger RNA from Neurospora crassa OR74A, 1835 nucleotides. RefSeq lists its product as hypothetical. The coding region runs from base 433 to 1593 and encodes 386 amino acids. NCBI's taxonomy places the organism in Eukaryota, Fungi, Ascomycota, Sordariomycetes, Sordariales, Sordariaceae. The record is from RefSeq and is a predicted model, not a curated record. The transcript has 2 exons.
CGACGAUGAUGGCAUGAUUGUUCCUUUGACUUUACAAACGCUUUUCUGCUCCUCAACUUUGAGUGGGAAAACCUUGACGCAGAAAGCUGUGGCGGCGACUUCUUGAUUUCUCUCCUUGAUCAAGCUCAAGCCCCCAUUCCCAUUAUAUCCAGAGUUCUCAGCGAGUGUCCACGCCUCAGACUCUUUCGCUCGGUAUCGCGCCUCUCUCUCUUCUCGGCUGCUUCCUAGCGUCAUACCUACCUUAUCCAGCCACCUCAACCGCCAUUGCACCCGCUACACUACUCGUCCACGCCAUCACCAUCAUCAGCCACGCGGUCCAACCCAGUUCACUCGCGCGCCGUGCGCAGCCACUUGACGACUGAAGCUCACCUGCCAUCACUACCACAAUCACCAUAAAAAAAGAAAAAGAAAAAAGAAAAAAAACUAAAAAAAAUGCCGACCCUAAUCCUAGACCUCUUCAAAAUCAACCUCCAGUCCCCGACCCGCCGCCACCUCGGCAUCAACUACCUCGUCCCCUCCUCCGCCGGCGACCGCGAGCGCAUCAACCUCGCCUCUCUCCGCCGCCAACACAUCUCGGCCAUGCAAUCCCGCCUUUUCCCUUCAGCACCACCACCACACAUGAUAUCCUCCCCCUCCCCCUCUACUUCCUCACUAACAAGGGGUGGGGAUCAUCACAACGGUCUCGGCCUGGAAACCUGGGACGACGGCACCGUCGAGCUGCGCGGGUUCCCCAUUGAGGAUAUCCUGGUGGUGCGCGUGGUCAACAAGAUGACGGGCGAGACGGACACCAGUUACGAGCUGCAUUUUGAGUACGUGUUUGAUGCGGAAAGGGUGGCGGAUGUGAUUGGAUUGGCGGUGGGACCGCCGGUGGAAAAAGAUGAAGGACCGGGCGGGUGGAGGGGGUGGGUGGUGACGGUGCCGAAGAGGGUGCAUCAUCGGAGUCAGAUGUGGGAGAGGUGUAUGGAGAGGGAGAGGGUGGGGGAUAGGGAUUUGAGAGAUAGGGACUUGAGGGAUAGGGAGAGAGAAAGGGAAAGGGAAUUGAAAGAGAGAGAGCUGAAAGAGAGGGAGCUGAAAGAGAGGGAGCUGAAAGAGAGGGAGCUAAGAGAGAGGGAGCUAAGAGAGAGGGACUUGAGGGAGAGGGAAAGGGAGAGGGAACGGGAUUUGAGAGAGCGGGAUCUGAGAGAGAGGGAUUUGAGGGAUCGGGAACUGAGGGACAAAGAGCUGAGGGAUAGGGAGAGGGGCCUGAAGGAAAGGGAGAGGGAUUUGAGGGAGAGGGACAGAGAACGGGACCUGAGAGAAAGAGAUCUGAGGGACAGAGAACUAAGGGAUAGGGAACUGAGGGAAAGGGAAAGGGAACGAGAACGAGAACGAGAUAGGGAACGGGAAAGGGAAAGAGAUAGGGAGAGAGAUAUGGAAAUGAAGGGUGUGAGGCAGGUGGAGAGAAGGUCGAUGAUACCGGUCGCCAUACAGACGCCGCGGGAUAGCAACGGAGGCUUCAAGGAUAUGGAGAGGAGAUCAAUGAUACCCGUCGCGAUUCAGCCGCCGCAUCCGGAACCGCCGAGACUAAAGGUUAGGAAGAGCCAGAAGUUUUGAAAGGGGACUGGGAAGAGGGUUAAUGUUGGUUUGUGAAGUAUGAGGUCAUGAUUAGAACGGGGAGGUUAUUGUGGGAGGCCGAUUUGGGACUGGAAAGAUUCAGUUGGACCAUUUGAUGCUGCUGGGAUUCAUGGCCUGCGUGCUCGUUGGAAAUGGUUAUUCGUUAUUGUUGUUUUGGGGGAAAAGAACUGAAAGGCUCUAUCUGUCUGGGAUUAAUUACAUCACUUAAGUCUCACUCAUGG